Pseudocercospora fijiensis CIRAD86 is the source of this 2346-nucleotide messenger RNA. RefSeq lists its product as uncharacterized. NCBI's taxonomy places the organism in Eukaryota, Fungi, Ascomycota, Dothideomycetes, Mycosphaerellales, Mycosphaerellaceae. Bases 152 to 1708 code for a protein of 518 amino acids. The transcript is spliced from 2 exons. Gene Ontology annotation, molecular function: hydroxyethylthiazole kinase activity; ATP binding; thiamine-phosphate diphosphorylase activity. The record is from RefSeq and is a predicted model, not a curated record. Gene Ontology annotation, cellular component: cytoplasm. Gene Ontology annotation, biological process: thiamine biosynthetic process.
GGCAGCUCCGACAGGCCAAAAGUCAUGAUGUACAUGUAGUUCUAGGCAACCCACGGCAAGCGCAAGUCGUCACUCGGCUCAGUACAGAGUGAAAGCCACUCCGAGAGCACUCUAUCCCCCCUUCAUCGAGUCACAUGGCUCACAUGCAGUCAUGGCUCCGCUCCGGGUAGACUAUUCGCUCUAUCUCGUCACUGAUUCAACGCCUGCCAUUCUCGGAAGCAAAGACCUGGUCGCGGUGGUGAAAGAUGCCGUGGCUGGAGGUGCCACAAUCGUGCAAUAUCGAGACAAGACCUCAGACACUGCGGAUCUCGUGAGGAUAGCAAAGCAGCUGCAUGCAGUCACAACGCCGGCAAAUGUGCCAUUACUGAUCAAUGACCGCGUCGAUGUGGCAUUGGCUGCUGGAGUGGAAGGCGUUCAUGUCGGGCAAGAUGACCUGGACUUGAAAACUGCACGCAAGAUCCUUGGGCCUGAUGCUAUCAUUGGAGUCACCGCGAAUAAUGAAGAAGAAGCCUUGAUUGCUGCCAAAGAUGGGGCCGACUAUCUAGGUAUUGGAACCGUAUACGCCACCCCGACCAAGGCAAACACAAAAUCCAUCAUAGGCACUGCUGGGGUGCAGUUCAUCUUGAACUCCUUGGCAGAGAAGGGGUUGGAUGUCAAUACAGUUUGCAUAGGUGGCAUUAACGCCAGCAAUGCUCAGCGUGUGCUGUUCCAGACCGCAUCCGCGAAGAAGAAGCUUGAUGGUGUGGCUGUAGUCAGCGCCAUUGUUGCUGCAGACGAUGCGAGAAAAGCUGCUUCAGAUCUUCUUCGACUGGUCAGGACACCACCACCUUUCGCCACUACUCUAGCAAAGCCGAAGCUGCUGCGGCAAGAUAUCGUUUCGAAAGCUCCUCAAGUAGUCAAGCGGAUGGCCGGCAGGAAGCCGCUAUGUCACAACAUGACGAACCUUGUAGUUCAGAAUUUCGCCGCCAACGUCGCUCUCGCCAUUGGAUCAUCUCCAAUAAUGUCGAACAAUGGUCUGGAAGCACCAGAUCUCGCUGGUCUUGGAGGCAGUCUCGUCAUCAACAUGGGUACAACGACACCUGAGAUUCGAAGCAACCACUUGAAGGCACUAGCAGCGUACAAUACUGUCGGCGGCCCAACUCUGUUGGAUCCGGUAGGAGCUGGCGCCACUCAGCAACGAAGAGAUGGAGUGAAGGCGCUGAUGGAAGGGGGCUAUUUCGAUAUUAUCAAAGGUAAUGAGGGAGAAAUCCGCACGGUGGCAGGAGCUACAGGGCUCCAGCAACAUGGCGUCGAUUCAGGAGCAUCACAACUUUCAUUGGAAGAAAGAGUCACCCUCGUCAAGGCCACUGCUGCACGCGAGCACAGCAUCGUCCUUAUGACAGGCAGUACAGAUGUCAUUUCUGAUGGAGAGCGUACAUUCACACUCAGCAACGGACACGAGUAUCUUGGCGAGAUCACUGGCAGUGGAUGCUCGCUCGGCACCACGAUUGCAAGCGUCAUGGCCGUCGAGCGCGAAGAUAAGCUCCUAGCUGCUGUGAGCGCAUCAUUGAUGUAUGAAAUUGCUGCUGAGCGAGCAGCAAAGCGAGAAGAUGUGAAGGGACCAGGAACAUUCGUACCUGCUUUCAUUGAUGAGCUCUACAGAAUUCGACAAGAAAGCGUGGCAGAGAAUGGAUCCUGGGCUGAAGCAGCACGGAUCGAGGUCGUAUAGCCUACUCAAAUUCAGCUUUACAACUUGCUCUUCCCUCCAAGCACAACACCCAGCAACCAAUCCUUCAAAAUCGCAUUCGUCUCAUCCGGCGUAUGCCACAAAGCCCAGUGACCCGCGUCCACCUCAGCCCUUGUCAAAUUCGGAAUCGCCUUCUCCAUUCCCCUACUCAUCUCCCUCGUCAAGAUAGCAUCCUUCGUCGCAAGAAUAUACAACGUCGGCUGUUUCACAGCCUUCUUCCUCUCCGGUUCCAAACCCAACUCAUCCUCAAAAUUAAUCUUCCUCGUCCUAUACCAAUUACAAGGACCAUUAAUACCAUUCUUCAAAAACUCCUUCACAUAAUACUCCAACUCCUCUUCAUUCAACAAAGGACUCAUACCAACCUCCUCACCCUCAUCCUCCAAAAUGCUCAAAUCAAUCCCUUUCUCACCACUCAUGAACCUCUUCCCACUCCCAACUUUCCCCCCAUACAUCCCCAACAAAAACUUCCUCAUCCUCCUCUCAUCCCCCUCCCUCACAGCCUUCUCAACCACGCAAUCCUCACUCCCAAACUGCAACUGAUACCCAAACUGCGGCACACUCCCACUCUCCACCAACUCCCUCGUACUCACAUACCUCUCAUGCACCGGCGCAUAAGCCGU